Ectocarpus siliculosus is the source of this 1869-nucleotide messenger RNA. The record is from the annotation of a GenBank genome assembly. Lineage: Eukaryota; Phaeophyceae; Ectocarpales; Ectocarpaceae.
AUGCUGCUGCAGAUGAUUCUCGACUCUCGCGACCUCAUGGACUCCCCCGACAGCAUCACCCACCGCAUGGGGUCUCUUGGGGGCCUCGGAGACCCAAGCAGAAGCACUGAACCCGCUACAUCAGCAGCAGGGAAGGCAGGCGGGGGCAUGGAUGCCGAAGAGUGUGGUGCCGUGUUUGCGCAGAGGAUCGGUGUAAUCUUUUGCGCCCUGUUCAACAUGUUCGUCGACGCUGAAGUGUUGGCCACAAUCCUGGAUGUUGCUGGAAGGCUAGCAGCAUCGGCUGCGUCUCCCGCGGAAUGGGCGUCGACCGAGCUCGGAGGUUUCGUCCACUUCUCCGACGACCGCAGCCGAGACCGUGUACACCUCCGGGAGGGAAUACUCGAUCCGUUCCCGCUGCUAUGUGAGGACACUCCAGCCAAGCGUAGAGGCCCGUGCAAGCUGGUCAACCCGCUUCUCCUGGUGACGGAGAGGAAAGGAGCGGCUUCUAGCCUGCACUACGGGGCUUUCCCGCUAGAUGCUUUCAAUACAGCGUCUUUGUGGAAGCUACGGCCCCAGAGCUUCCAAGACGAGUACGGCCAACAAGCACCGACGGUCACUAAGCCCCGAGAGAUGAACUCGCAAAUCGGCGGCGGAGGUUCAAGGGUCACCAGCAUUCCUACUAGCGUAGCACAGCAAGCCUGGCUGAGCGCUGCGCUAGAAGAGCUCGCCCAGAUGUGCGGGGCUCUGCUUCGAGCAACUGCCACGAGCAAUGCCGACUCGUCGACGGGGUCGCGCCUCAGCAUCAACGUCCACGUGGGAGAUGCACUCAACUUCUGUGAUGCGCUUUUGGCAUGCGCGCCCCCGACGAGGGGCUCAGCCGACGCCGAUGGUGACGCUCCGAAAGUGUCGGCGACACGAGGUUCGCCCGUUGCAUUCCAGCAAGACACACUGCAACCACUGCACCUAUGGGCGGGCGCUGUGACGGAAUUCGAUGUCAUCUCAUCUAGCAACCUUGCAGAUUAUCUCGGCAUAAUCAACGUAGUGGUGGCUUCUGCACCGCUCCUCAAGGCACACCAUCAUGCCGUCCUCCUCACGAGCUUCAUCUCCACUCUAAAAUCGUCAAAUCUGUUCCAAGGAACUCAGGAGUUCUACGAGAAGCUGUUGUGCAUGAACGCCCACACGGCAGCAGUGCUUCUAGUUGAUUAAGGGUAGACACCGCAGGUGCUGACUUCGCGGACAAACAAGUCUAUCGUAUGAAGCUUUUCGUUGACGGGUGAGCAUUGAGGCGUUCCCGUCCGCGAGUGCAACGAAAAUCCAGGCGCCAAAGCACCAAGGGACGAUAAACUGGUCCUACCGCCUAGAAACGAAAUGAUGCCCCAAGCCUGGGGUGCACGCCCGAUGAGCUACUGUGGCUCCAAUGUGCCCCCCCGUAUCCAGAAGCAUGCUCGAGGGUUCGGUAUUCCACCCUGCCAUCGAAAAACAAACAAUCCGUCUUGCCGUGUUUCAGGCACUCCCGGGCCUUGACGAGUGCCACCCGCCAUUCCACCCUUCAUCUCAAAUAAGCCCAGCGUGAUGCCCAUGCACUCUGGUGCCGUUCAGAUUGGUAUCUACAGAGACUACAGUCCCCGUCUAUCGAACAGUUGCCGCCGCCCUCCAUCACCGAUUACCACGUGAUCACCGAUGAUUUCAUGCUUCUGGUGUAGGUCGUGUUGCCGUCAACGCCGCCACUUAGAAGCUGCGGGAGUACCCGGGCAGACCGCGCGGCACGAUUUCGGGCAGAUCGUAGGCCAGCUGAACCCACGUGACGUCAUCGACGACGCGAUACACCAUCAAACCCACGAGCUGAGUGCGUUCCGGCAUGGCCCAGACCCAGGUUUUCAGGAACUUUGU